This is a messenger RNA of Branchiostoma belcheri (Belcher's lancelet), 595 nucleotides long. Its product is annotated as carboxypeptidase N catalytic chain-like. The record is from RefSeq and is a predicted model, not a curated record. Gene Ontology annotation, cellular component: cell surface. Gene Ontology annotation, biological process: proteolysis. Lineage: Eukaryota; Metazoa; Chordata; Leptocardii; Amphioxiformes; Branchiostomatidae. Gene Ontology annotation, molecular function: zinc ion binding; metallocarboxypeptidase activity. The transcript is spliced from 4 exons. The annotation marks the transcript as partial.
AUAUGGUGAUCUGCAGAGAAUCAUCGCGGAGACGCACGCGGCGUGCCCGGACAUCAGCAGGGUGUACAACAUCGGGCGGAGUGUGCAGGGCAGGAACCUCACAGUCAUCGUGUUCUCUGACAACCCGGAUAUCCACGAGCCAGGGGAGCCUGAGGUGAAGUACGUGGCCAACAUGCACGGGAACGAGGUGACCGGUCGGGAGAUGUUACUCCUCUUCAUGCAGUAUCUCUGUAACAGCUAUAACAGCGUCAGGCGGGUGAAGCGACUGAUAAAAACCACCAGGAUCCACAUCCUCGCCUCCAUGAACCCUGACGGAUACGAAAUCGCAGCACGGCGGGGCCCGGAUAACAGCUGGAUGAGUGGCCGGGAGAACGUCCAGGGCAUUGACCUCAACAGAAACUUCCCAGCGCUCAACACCAUCGCCUACCGCAGUGACCAACAUGGCGGUCCGACUCACCACAUUCCUAUUCCAGACAGUUACUGGAAAGGGGUAUGCGUUCUUUCUUUUUCUUUUUCUUUCUCCUUUAUCCCUUCCUGCAUCUUUCCUGUCCAAUCUCUCAACUAUCUUUUUUCUGUUCAUCGUUUCAUCAGAUUG